AUGGCAGAUCCUCUCAGCAUCGCAGGAUCCGUGGUCGGCAUCACCGCAGCCGGCGUACAAGCCUCCGUAAAGCUAUACGCACUCGCCGAAAAGGUCGCGACAGCAAGCCAAAGAGUUACGAGUAUCGCGGACGACAUCAGCAGCACAUGCGCAAUUCUAAACCAGGUGCGCGAGCUCAUCAUACCCCAGCCUGAUGCGCAAGGCACGCUGAAGUCGGUGUUCAAUACUGUCGCCCUGAGUGACAUAUCGCACGCUCUCCGUCGUUGCCGGUCCUCCUUUACCGAGAUCGAGACUCUUUUGCGUCGCGCCUUCGAACAGGUGGGAAAGCGCCCCGCCCUGCAUUCAAAGAUCGAGCUAUCCCGGUUUGAGAAAGCGAAAUGGCCAUUCUUGCAGCCGCAAUUCGACGAACUACGCCAUGACCUUCGCGAUGCAAAAAGCAACCUUGUUCUGAUGAUUGCUGUGGCCAGUCUUGCACUUGCACAGCGAAAUGGUCAACAGCGACCGAUCCAUGAGACGGAGAGGGCGGAGUUCACGUCUACAAUUGUACAUCUGCAACGAGCGAGUACGGCCAAGCCACAACCUCGAAUGGAAUCUUCUCAAGGAGAAGAACGAGGCCCACGAAAGCGUCCCGCUCCGGGUCUUGGUUCAGAUCAGAGCGUGCCUGACAGGUACACGCCUAGGCCCAGGAUUAUGAACUCGGCGAAAGCUCUCCCGCCUGACGCGCGACUUGAUGACAUGUCUACACCGCUUUCUAUUGACGAUGCACACGGGGUCUCAGGGAGUCACACCACAGUCAGUCCUGCAAACGUGUUUCUAGCCUCCGCUGGGGACAUGCAGUUGCAAGGACUUCCCAGCAGGCCAAAUCCGAUCAUCGAAGCAGGUACAUCUACAUCACUCGAUCCGUACCAGAACAUAGAAGGUGUAGCCUUUCCAGAACAACAGACAGGCCAUGCUCUGGGUGCCUUGCCGGAUGCGGGUCCUCCAGAUCCAUCCGCUAGUUAUAACCACACGUUAUCGAUUUACAGUCGUUUUGGGCCUGGUGUAGUUCCCCAAUUGCCUUACGAGCUCGAACAUGUACAACAGAGUACCAGCUCAGCCAAUGACUACGAAAUGCGCCAUUAUGUGGGAUGGACGAGUAAUUACCUUCAUGGGCUUGCGACAGGCUACGGGGACUCUGUCACCAGCAGUAUGAUGAAGCUGCCUCAGAAGUCACUCCAAGGACUGGUCAAGACAUACACUGACGACGGCAACGAUCCACAUAUUGCCAUGUCAGAGCUCACCAAAGAGCAGCAAAUGAUGAUAACUGCAUCGUACAUAGGAUAUGACAGACCGGAGAUAGUCUAUAUCCGUCUGCAACCCAACAUCACUGUUUCCAGCGUAUUUGGCAUGCUGAACGUUGAAACAUUGAAAUGGGUCAUCGCGGUCAACAACGGCGGGUUUAUGAGCACAACUUCUACCGAGCCUACACUGCCGUUAUCAAAAGCACCUUUUGCGAUGGAAACAAUCCAUGACUUCAUGCCUAUCGCUUCUCUAGGAUCUACCAAGACAACACUGCCGUUGUCAAAGUCUGCUUCACAGUGGAGCUCUACACCCCCGAUCCCGCCCGUAUCUAAAGACGAAUUCGACGGAUACUUCCUACGGCCUUCUAGCGAGAGCAUAGAUUCAUGGAGUACCAAGAGACCUGCUCGUUCAGCAGCAACGGAGAUGACGGAUGCGGACGACGAAUCGGACGACGAGGUUGACGCUGAUGUUGAACCAGUUGUACAUCAGGUCCUACCUGAGGAGAGGCCUUAUCAUGCCCAGGGACCCGAGCCAUAUGUGGGCAUGCAUUCUUUGGCACCCAGUCACAAUUUCGACUUCUCUCAGAUAGCAAACCGACAGAUGGAAGCUAUGCGCAGUCACGACCAGGAAAGCGCAAUGGUGCCUGCAGAAGACAACGGAGAAGACAUUGUGAAUGAGCUUCUCGCUCGGUGGACGACCUCAUGA
Messenger RNA from Alternaria triticimaculans, 1986 nucleotides. RefSeq lists its product as uncharacterized. The transcript has a single exon. The record is from RefSeq and is a predicted model, not a curated record. The coding region runs from base 1 to 1986 and encodes 661 amino acids. Lineage: Eukaryota; Fungi; Ascomycota; Dothideomycetes; Pleosporales; Pleosporaceae.